Pelecanus crispus (Dalmatian pelican) is the source of this 1121-nucleotide messenger RNA. NCBI's taxonomy places the organism in Eukaryota, Metazoa, Chordata, Aves, Pelecaniformes, Pelecanidae. The record is from RefSeq and is a predicted model, not a curated record.
GCUUGGCUGGGGGGCUUUGCCCUUUCGCCCUCCCCUCGUUUUUGAUAACGUGUUUUCUGUCUUCCAGAAUAGGAGGUGAGAAGGUCCUCCUCCUCUCGGCGUCGGCCUGGGGGUUCCUCACCGUCCUCACCCCGCUGCUCACCCACGUCACUUCUGCCCACCUCCUUUUUAUGACCUCCUCCAGGUUCCUCAUGGGGUUGCUGCAAGGGGUGUAUUUCCCGUCCCUGGCCAGCCUGCUGUCCCAGAAGGUCCGGGAGGGCGAGCGAGCCUUCACCUACAGCACAGUGGGGACUGGCUCGCAGUUUGGGACGCUGGUGAUCGGCGGUGCAGGGUCUCUCCUCCUGGACUGGUACGGCUGGGAGAGCGUUUUCUACUUCUCUGGUUUGCUCACUUUGCUCUGGGUUUACUGCACCUGCAAGUAUCUCCUGAGUGAGAAAGAACUCAUCAUCCCCAUAGAUUAUUUAAUGAGAGGCCUCUCGAUAUCCAAGCAGACCAAAGUUCCCUGGAAGCAGCUGUUUAAGAAGGCACCGAUAUGGGCUGUCAUCAUCGCUCAGCUUUCGACGGCCAGCACGUUUUUCACUCUUCUUUCCUGGCUGCCAACUUUCUUUAAGGAAACUUUCCCCGAGUCGAAGGGUUGGGUGUUUAAUGUAGUCCCCUGGCUGGUUGCAAUUCCAACGAGCUUGUUCAGUGGAUUUCUGUCUGAUCAUUUAAUCAGCCAGGGGUACAAAACCAUCACCAUUCGUAAGUUCAUGCAGGUCAUUGGCUCCGGCGUCUCAAGCAUUUUUGCUUUGUGCCUGGGCCAGACCUCCAGUUUUUGCAAAGCGAUAGUGUUCGCCUCCGCCUCUGUCGGACUUCAGACCUUUAACCACAGUGGCAUUUCAGUAAACGUACAGGAUCUGGCCCCGUCGUGCGCCGGCUUACUGUUCGGUGUUGGGAAUACAGGUGGAGCCCUCCUAGGUGUCGUUUGCGUGUACUUGGCUGGCUACUUGAUUGAAACGACUGGCUCCUGGGUUUCUGUUUUCAACCUGGUGGCUGCUGUUAACAGCGUUGGCCUCUGUGCCUUCCUCAUGUUUGGAGAGGCGCAGAGGGUGGACACAGACUCUACAUAUAUGGACCUCUAG